UUAACCCUUCCCACCAAUUUUCCCAACCAUAGUCUCCAUUUUCAUUUUCAGCUCACUCUCACUCACUCUUUAACUUCUAGGGUUACCGUUACUCCCUCGCCACGUACGGAGGCUCUCUCCUCCGUCAAAUGCCACUCCGAUGAACCCGCUACAACCCUCCGCCGCCACCUGCGACGGCUGCGGCGCCACCCAAGACGCCUUCCUCAUCAUCCACAACAUUCGCUACCUCGCCAGCAACCACCGCUACUGCACCAACUGCGUCCUCAAGCACCACCACGGCGUCUUCUGCCCUAUCUGCUUCGACGUCUUCGAAGAAGGCUCCCUCCUCCCUCAGCUCCGCGUCAUGUGCGUUCGUUGCCCUAACAUCGCUCACCGAUCCUGUGCGCUCACCUCCACCGUCGCUUACCCUACCUCCGCACCCGCAUUCCUCUGCCCCACUUGCGCCGAUCCCGAAUUCGCAUACUUCCAGCUCCCUGAUCGGAAAUCUGGAGCUGUCGAUCUCCAGUCCGCGAAGAUGCUCGUCGCCGCCGCUCGGAUUGCUGCUGUUUCCAUGACGAAGGCGGCUGCAGCUGCUCGGUUUGACGCCGAGCGGCGGGCGAAGGAAGCUGCCGUGGCGAGGAGGAAGGCGAAGGAGGCGCUGGAAAACCUCGCUAGUAUCGUCGCCAUGGAGCAGAUGGGAGUUUCUGCUCAGAAUGCUGGUGUGCGUGUCACGAAUUAGAGUACUUUGCCAUCAAAACUUGCAUUGUAAUUUAGAUUUAGACUGUUUGAUUUGGGCAAGUGCUGAAUUUUUUGUGCCAGGAUUUGGUUAGGGCUAGUUGACUGCAUCAUUCAUAUAUUCAAAUGCUCAGUUAUUCUGUUUCGUGUAUAAUAUUCGUGACCGGAUUUAUCAUUUUAGAAGUGAAUUAUGUGUCGGAUAUGAGUUUGCGAUCGGAUUUAUCAUUUUAGAAGUGAAUUAAGAUUGUCUUGUUUGAA
Lotus japonicus is the source of this 972-nucleotide messenger RNA. RefSeq lists its product as uncharacterized. The transcript has a single exon. Lineage: Eukaryota; Viridiplantae; Streptophyta; Magnoliopsida; Fabales; Fabaceae. The record is from RefSeq and is a predicted model, not a curated record. Bases 140 to 718 code for a protein of 192 amino acids.